Selaginella moellendorffii is the source of this 2522-nucleotide messenger RNA. Its product is annotated as pentatricopeptide repeat-containing protein At2g35030, mitochondrial-like. The record is from RefSeq and is a predicted model, not a curated record. Gene Ontology annotation, molecular function: protein binding; RNA binding. The coding region runs from base 23 to 2422 and encodes 799 amino acids. NCBI's taxonomy places the organism in Eukaryota, Viridiplantae, Streptophyta, Lycopodiopsida, Selaginellales, Selaginellaceae. Gene Ontology annotation, biological process: RNA modification. The transcript has a single exon.
GCCGUAUAGAGAAGAUUGACACAUGAAAUCAAUCAGGGCUACAUCUAGAUUGCUAGAGAACGAAACCAGCAGAGAUGUCUGCUCGAAACUAAAACAGUGUGUGAGUUCCAAGGACUUUCCAGCUUGUACGAGACUUCACCAAAAGAUUACCGAGAAUCACUGGGAGCUCAGCACAUAUUCCUGGAAUCUCUUGCUUGAAAUGUACGGGAGGUUUGGAAGCCUCGAGGACGCACGCAGGAUAUUCAAUGGCAUGGGAGACAGGAACACGUUCACGUGGAAUAUUAUGGUUUCGGCAUAUGCCCACAGAGGGAAUCUAGCAGAUGCCGAGGCUUUGUUUGCGGUGAUGCCGCAAGCAAAUGUAGUUUCUUGUAAUAUAAUGCUAAGUUGCUAUGUCUCUACGGGUAAAUUCAAGCAAGCUGAAGAACUGUUUGAAAAGAUGGUGGACAAGAACGAUGUGUCGCUGACUACAAUGGUGACGGCAUAUUCCCUGAUCGGGAAUGUGCGGAAAGCUGAGCUAACGUUUGAAAAGAUUCCAAAACCGAGUGUGGUAUCCUGCAAUGCAAUGCUUCAAGCUUAUGUAAAGCUCGGUUUAGUCGAUAAAGCAAAAGAUAUGCUGGAAAAAAUGAAAAUCCGCGAUGUUAUUUCGUGGACUACUCUGCUGACCGCAUAUGCCCAAAAUGGGGAUGUUCGCAAUGCCGAGGAUCUCUUUGAGAGAAUGCCAGAGAGAAAUGUUGUCUCUUGGAAUGUCAUGAUAAGAGCAUAUUCUCACAAUGGUUUGAUACCGAAGGCUAGAUUGCUCUUUGACCAAGCACCUAUCCGGAACCAUGUCACUUGGAACACAAUGAUCUCAGCAUAUUCGCAGGAUGGGCUUGUAGAAGAUGCCAAGGUUCUCUUUGAUAAGAUGCCUGAGAGAGAUGCUGUGUCCUGGAAUUCCAUGCUGUAUGGGUAUGUGAAAGUUGCAGAUUUUGACCAGGCAAGAAGCAUCUUUGGAAGGAUUCCGGAGCCCAAUGUGGUAUCUUGGACUUGCAUUCUCAUGGGAUAUGCUCAGGCACGGAAUCUAAAGGCGGCCAAGGGAAUCUUUGACGAUAUCCCGCAAAGGAAUCUGGUUGCAUCGAACGUGUUGAUGCACGCGUCCGCUCAAGUUGGCGAGUUUGAAGAGAUGGAAUAUCUGUUUCAUUCUAUGCCCGAAAGAGAUUUAUUCUCGUGGAAUGUGAUGAUUGAGGGAUAUGCUCGCCAAGGAAAGUUGGCGGAGUCUAGGAAGAUCUUUGACUCCAUGCCGGUCAAAGACCUCGUCUCAUGGUCAACUAUAAUCGUUACGUGUAGUCAGCAAAAAGAUGUAACUCAGGUGGUUUACUUGUUUGAGAGAAUGCCCGAGCACAACAUUGUGGCCUGGAACGCGCUACUUUACGCAAAUGCCAAAGCCGGGGAUUUGCACGAAGCUCGAGCUGUAUUUGAGAAACACCCAGACAAAGACAUAGCGUCAUGGAACAUCCUCCUCUCGGCUUACUCACAGCACAACGAUUUUGCGAAUGCCGAGAUGGUGUUUGAGAGAAUGCCGGAGAGAAGUCUCGUGUCGUUUAAUUCCAUGCUCCAAGCUUGCGCCACCAGCGGCAAGAUCGACAAGGCGGAGCCACUGUUUCGAGCCAUGGAAGAUCGAGAUGUUGUGUCGUGGACGUGCUUGAUCACUGCUUAUGCCAAGAGUAGCGGCCGAGCCUUGGAUGGAGUGAGAGCCUUCAAACUCAUGGACCAAGAUGGUGUUCUUCCCGACGUGGUUGCCACCACUGCGGCUAUGGAGGCCUGCUCGAUCGCCGGAGCUCCAGCACAAGCGAGAGAGAUGUUCUCCUGUUUCGAAGAAGCCGGACACGGCGAGGCCGAUAAUCUACUCGUCGCGAACCUUGUCACCGUCUUUGCGAGCUGUGGAGAGCUGAGUGAAGCUCGAAAGCUGUUUAACAAGCUCGUAAACCCGGACGUGGUCGUGUGGAGUAACUUGGUUGCGGCCUAUGCCCGGAGUGGUGACGGCAAAGUCGCGCUGGAGGCGUUUCAGCUCAUGGCGCUCGAUGGUAAGCUGCCCGAUGAGAUUGCCUUCGUUGUCAUUCUCUCGGCUUGUAGCCACGCUGGUCUCUUUGACGAAGCCCGUUACUACUUCACCACUAUCACGUCUGACUACUCCAUGAAGCCUGUCGUGGAGCACUACCACUGCAUUGUCGAUCUUCUCGGCCGGCUCGGGAGGCUCGACGACGCUAGCACUGUCGCUCGAGAAAUGCCGUUUGAAUCGAAUAGCAUCUCGUGGACCACGCUCCUCAGUGCAUCAAAUGUCCAGUCCAACUAUAGUCACGCCGCAGAAGCAGCCGAGAAUGCUGUAGAUUGUGACCAGCUCAACUCCGCUGCCUACAUUCUUCUAUCAAACUUGGCUCCAUCCUGAUAAGAAAACUUGUUAUCUUCAUUUUGUGAUCCUGGUGGACUCACCGCCAUGUAAUCGCCUCUGGUAACUUCAUCAUAUCUCCCAAGCGAUUUAGAUGCUA